Molecule: messenger RNA, 1610 nt
Organism: Paecilomyces variotii
Lineage: Eukaryota; Fungi; Ascomycota; Eurotiomycetes; Eurotiales; Thermoascaceae
Exons: 1
Coding region: 357-1610 (417 amino acids)
Source: RefSeq, a predicted model, not a curated record
CAACGGCCCAGACGAAAGUUUAGAGCUUCGAGCUCGAUUCCUACGAGAACCAAGCAUUCCAUUAAUCUUCAUCCCGAGCUUCCGAGAUAAAUCAAGUUUUUCUGUCCGCCACGGAAUAAAGCUAUUGAAACACCGUGCUAAAAUCGUGAUUAGAUCAAUUUCCCCAGGAUAUCUGUUGUCGAGGGAUUGAACAUCGACAGCCUUCUCAUAAUCACAGUUAAAUCCCCCCUUUUCCGAAGUAUCUACUGUCGGAUACCAAACCUCGAAAACCGUUUUUCUACUGUCGGAAUCGUUAUAACCACCACUAUAUCCCCUUCCCAAAGGUACACCGCUGAAACCUGUCUUCUCCGCCCAGGAUGCCUGCCUUCGUAGAUAUGCCCCGCCUUCAUGUCCCUAAAAAAAGGAAAAUGGAAGAAAUACCCGCGUUAGAGAAGGAGAAGGAGAAGUUAGAUAAGGACGCCAAGUUAGCGAGGAAGAAGCUAAAGGCCAAAGGGUCUUUUGAUGGAGACUCUUGGACUUCUGCUGCAGAUGUCGAGGAAAUGUAUCUUCGAAAGACUCGGGUGGCUUCUGAAAUAUCACUGUCGAAGUUCAAAGGACCAGAUUCGGCAUGGGCAAAGAGUGAAGAAGCGCGCAGCUUAUUUGAGCAAAUUCGCGCUCAGGAAUAUCGUGUUCGAUCAUUCAGCGCUCAUAGCAAAGCUCUCUCUCUCGAUGACCCGAAGAGAACCUUGCGCGGGUCAUUUAUGAAGUUCUUUACCACGAGUACUCUAGGCCUCGGCAUCCAAGAAGGUUCCGGGGCAGGAAAGAGAGACUCGACCAUCCAGAGCAGUUUUCGGUCAAGACUUCUGGAAAAGUACGAAUCCCUGGACGAGACUGGAGAGUAUGCCUGGUGCUCCAUACUUCACAAAUUUAUCGCAAAGGAAAAUACCACAGCAGCCCAUCUAUUCUCAUACAAACAUGGCCAAGUGUCUAUGGACGCAAUCUUUGGGAAACAAUCCUCCCCUGAACUCUUUUCAGAGAAGAACGGCUUGAUAAUCAGCACUGUCAUCGAGAAAGUGUUGGAUACAGGAGUCUUGGUUAUUGUUCCAGAUUUGCCAGACAAGCCAACGCAGCAAGUGUUGACGCGCUGGCUGAAUCAGGACAUCCGCGAUUUCAAGAUCCGAAUCAUUGACAGAGAAUGGUCCAAACUAGACCACGGCAUUGAGGAGAAGGACAGCGGAAUAAAAUGGAGAGAUCUAGACAAUAGGAAGCUGAAAUUUAUUGGGAAAUUCCGCCCAGCGGCAAGAUACUUAUACUUCCACUACUGUCUACAGGUCCUACGUCGGGCUUGGCGUGCAGGACCUGGCCAACAUGCUGCAUUCACGCUGAAGGACGAGCUGGGAAAGCCCAUUUGGGCAACAUCUGGGAGAUAUAUCCCAAAAAACAUGCUCCUUGCUUUUGUGGAAGAAUUAGGCCACGAACACAGCGACCUGCUUAUUGCAGCGUCAAGGCGCCGGGGUCGCCCGAAUAUCCUUCUAGAUGCUGCUGCCGCACAUAUUGCCGAUAAAAGUGAGAGUGAGAGCGAGAGUGAAAGUGAGGAGGACAAUGGGAAUGAGAGCGAAAAUUAUGACUAA